Nerophis lumbriciformis (worm pipefish) is the source of this 1479-nucleotide messenger RNA. Lineage: Eukaryota; Metazoa; Chordata; Actinopteri; Syngnathiformes; Syngnathidae. The record is from RefSeq and is a predicted model, not a curated record.
AUGAUGGCGGAGGACAGCGAAUCCGCCGCCAGCCAGCAGAGCCUGGAGCUGGACGACCAGGAUACAUGCGGGAUAGAUGGGGAUAACGAGGAGGAGAACGAGAACGCGCAAGGGAGUCCCGGAGGGGAAUUGGGGGCCAAGAAAAAGAAGAAGAAGCAGAAAAGGAAGAAAGAAAAGCCGAAUUCCGGAGGAGCCAAGUCGGACUCUGCCUCUGACUCUCAGGAGAUCAAGAAUCCUGGUUUGCCCAUCCAGAAGCUGCAGGACAUCCAAAGAGCUAUGGAGCUGCUGUCCUGUCAGGGCCCAGCCAAGAGCAUUGAUGAGGCAGCCAAGCACAAGUACCAGUUCUGGGAUACGCAGCCGGUGCCCAAGUUAAAUGAGGUGGUGACGGUUCAUGGGCCGAUUGAGGCAGACAAAGAGAAUAUCAGACAGGAGCCGUAUUCUUUACCUCAAGGCUUCAUGUGGGACACACUGGAUCUCAGCAAUGCAGAUGUACUAAAGGAGCUCUACACAUUGUUAAAUGAGAACUACGUGGAGGAUGACGAUAACAUGUUCAGAUUUGAUUACUCACCAAGCUUCCUCAAAUGGGCUCUACGGCCGCCUGGCUGGUUACCUCAGUGGCACUGUGGAGUGAGAGUGUCUUCAAAUAAAAAGCUUGUCGGCUUCAUCAGUGCCAUUCCUGCAGAUAUCCGCAUUUAUGACACGUUGAAGAGAAUGGUGGAAAUCAACUUUCUGUGUGUCCAUAAGAAGUUGCGCUCAAAGCGUGUAGCGCCAGUGCUUAUCAGAGAGAUCACGCGGCGAGUCAACCUGGUAGGAAUAUUUCAGGCAGUCUACACAGCAGGCGUCGUGCUGCCUAAACCAGUGUCCACAUGCAGGUACUGGCAUCGUUCUCUUAACCCCAGAAAGCUCGUGGAAGUCAAGUUCUCCCACCUGAGCAGAAACAUGACUCUGCAAAGAACAAUGAAACUCUACAGACUACCAGAUAACACAAAGACAGCGGGGUUGCGGGCAAUGGAACGGCGUGACAUCCGGCAGGUAACAGAGCUGCUUCAGAAGUACUUGAGACGAUUCCAGCUGGCACCUUCUAUGAGCGACGGGGAGGUGGCUCACUGGCUCCUACCGCAGGAAAACAUCAUAGACACUUAUGUCGUUGAGGGUGCUGGUGGCAUCUUGACCGACUUUGUUAGUUUCUACACGUUGCCCUCCACCGUGAUGCAUCACCCCCUCCAUAGGAGCUUGAAGGCCGCAUACUCCUUCUACAAUGUUCACACGCAAACGCCGCUACUGGACUUAAUGAAUGAUGCACUGAUCCUUGCCAAACUGAAAGGUUUUGAUGUGUUCAAUGCCUUGGAUCUAAUGGAGAAUAAAAGCUUUCUGGAGAAGCUCAAGUUUGGUAUAGGCGAUGGAAAUUUGCAGUAUUACCUCUACAACUGGAAAUGUCCCUCUAUGGACGCUGAUAAGGUUGGCCUGGUUCUACAGUAG